Naegleria lovaniensis is the source of this 630-nucleotide messenger RNA. RefSeq lists its product as uncharacterized. The transcript has a single exon. Lineage: Eukaryota; Heterolobosea; Eutetramitea; Acrasida; Naegleriidae. The record is from RefSeq and is a predicted model, not a curated record. Bases 1 to 630 code for a protein of 209 amino acids.
AUGGUUGAAUCAUCCAUCCUUUUAAACGAUCCUUUUAAAUUACUCAUCAAAGACCACGACAAUGUUCGUGAAUUAUUUAACAAUUUCAAAAGUAUUUCUUCACAGCAACAAAAAAUCCUCAUCAUUGAACAAUUCAUCAAAGAAAUAUGUAUUCACUCCUCGAUUGAAGAACGCUUUGUCUAUCCUCUCAUUACAUCAAAAAUUCGAGACUCUGGAGCUAAAAUGAUUAGUGACAGAAACUACUUGGAUCAUCAACAAGCCAAAGAAGUCUUGCAAUACUUCAUUGAUCACAUGCACAGUACACUGACCCUGAAUCAGAAUGAACAAUUACUCUUCAAUAAGACUGUCGAAAAAUUCAUCAUGGAUUUAUUAGAUCAUAUGAGUGAAGAAGAACAAUUUGUUUUUCCAAAACUCACUUCUCUCAUGACUCAACAAGAAAUGAGUGAAUUAUAUUCGGAUUUGGUGCGAGGCAAAGAGAAUGCUCCAACCUUGCCUCAUCCUAAGGCACCCAUGAAAAUGGGAACCAAGUUGUUGCAUCCCAUUACAGGAGCAAUGGAUAAACUCAUGCAUGGAGGAAAGGAAGAAGAGACUCGUGUCUCUUCAACUACACAUGAAAAUGUGAAUAUGUAA